This is a messenger RNA of Miscanthus lutarioriparius, 780 nucleotides long. NCBI's taxonomy places the organism in Eukaryota, Viridiplantae, Streptophyta, Magnoliopsida, Poales, Poaceae. The record is from the annotation of a GenBank genome assembly.
AUGAGCUCACAGAAAAACUUUGGCAUUCCUUGGUCAAACAUGGAACCAGUUGACCACGGUGUCAACCUGCCCAAAGAUGUUAUGCCUAUGCUAGCGCAGGAUAUCAGCAGAUUCAUCUCUUCUAGCAAGUCCUAUGCACCUGUAUCAAGUGGUGGACUGCCAGGUGCAAGCCAGUGCUCACCUUCUGGUCCUUAUGGCAGCUCAAUUGGAAAUAUUUCAAAUCGUGUGGUGUUGAGCGCAAGCAAACAUUCCUCUGUUAAUAUUUCAGGGCGUUCAUUUGCAAAUAGCUCAAAUGACAGUCCAACAUUGACCUCGAACAUGUGCUUUUCUUCAUCUCGUUCUUGCAGCUUCUAUGCGAGUAUAUUGUGUGGCAAGAUUUUGGGAUCAAGCAGAGGUAUUCCUUUCGAAGAUGUAGCAAAUGGUGACGUGCUGGCUCCUUCUAGUCAUUUACCAUUGCAGUCUACUGAGUUGGUGAAACAGCCUUCAGUUCAGCUUCAAUCAUGUUCUGUUGUCCGAUUUAACGAGGUUGCUAGGGAAGUUCACCAAUUUGCAGGACCUAGCAACUCCUGGAAAGCUAUUGUGCCGUCAAGGUUUUCUGAUCUUGGUCAUAAUGUUGGAAAGCCUGAAAAUCCUACGCAGGGUAACAUUUUCAAGAUCAACCAGUUGUCUAGACUUGCACGCUCCCCUAGACAGAUUCCAACUUUCGGAAAUGAGUAUCAGAAGAAAAUCAUAGGAAUCAUGGGGAAAACCGUACCACUGGUAGGUUUCAGAGAGCAGUAG